Balaenoptera acutorostrata (minke whale) is the source of this 1191-nucleotide messenger RNA. Its product is annotated as gametogenetin-binding protein 1-like. Lineage: Eukaryota; Metazoa; Chordata; Mammalia; Artiodactyla; Balaenopteridae. The record is from RefSeq and is a predicted model, not a curated record. Bases 1 to 1035 code for a protein of 344 amino acids. The transcript has 6 exons.
AUGGAGGCCCCAGCUUCAAGCCCUCGAUCCCGAAUUUUGGGCCACUCCUCCAUGUUCCGCUUCUUCCGUAGCCUGGUGGGGAGCAAGGGCAGCCCAAAGAGCUCAGACAAGCCCCUGCUGGGGGGCCAGUCUUGUCCCUUUCGAGAGCAGGACGCCACUCCUUUGAUGACUGAUCGCCAGGGAGGAGCAGGGCGGAAGGAGUCCAGGCCUCCUGCCACGCUGCCCUACACCCUCUCUGUGGCCCUGCCACAGCCCGAUCCCUUGGGGCUGGGGCUGGGGGACACAGGGGCCCAGACCCCCACCGCCGUGGAGGUCCUGAGGGUUCUGGCUCAGGGUGUAGAGGUGAAGCCAGUCCUGCCCAGAGGAAGCCAAGAGGUGCUGGGCAACCUGUCUGAGUUGGAGGAGAGGGAAGAGGAGGAGGAGGAGGCAGCAGGGGAUACAGGGACCUCAGACAGGGGCCACUUUGCCCAAGCCUUGGCGGUGGAGCAAGGAUGCUUGCAGAAGGCCAUGGGGCCACUGGAUAUAAGCCCCGAGACCUUCACCAGGGAGGAGGAGGAGGAGUAUCUGCUUGAUGGAGACCUCAGGCUGGCCUCCUCCCAGGUGGGGGCAACUCCCUGGAACCGCCUCCUCAGCUUGUACAAGCAGCUCCAGAAAUCGGCCACGGCCAAGGUCUGUGGGGCCAGCUGGAAGUGCGAGUUCCCUCUCAAGGAAGGCCUGCCCUGUGAGGAGAAAGGCGGGGAAGAGGAAACAGAGGAGGAGGACAGCUCACUCAAGCUCUGUGUCCCAGGCAUUGUCACCCUCCAGUCGCCGCUGCAUAAGACUUUUAGGUCGACAGAUACAGUAGGUUUCGUGGAGUCGGAGUUAAAGAAGCUUCUGGUAGUGCAACGGGAGUCCCGCCUCUGGAAGAUGGGUGGCCACGAGGGCCGGAAGCUGCUGACCCAGCCAGAGAUCACCCUGGAGGAGGCAGGCAUUGUGGAUGGCCAGCACCUGCUCCUUGAGGAAAUGGAUGAGAUGGGAAACUGGCCUCCAGAGUGAAGCUGGUGCUGGCCUGAGUCUGCCCUGCCCCGGGUCCCUGCAGCCCGUGUAGAGAUGUAUCCGCCUCCUCUUAGGGCACCUCAAGGAGCCCCUGGGGCCAAGGGGUCUUUAAUAAAUGGUGUCCAUGCGUCUGCAGGGUGGGCCUGCCCGGCACAC